AUGCCAGUUGAAAUCGACUGGUGGACCGCCGAGGACUUCAAAGCGAAUGGACUGGAGAGGUUAACGCCGGAUCCAAGCUUUUUGAUGGGGGGAGAGACGGAGUUCCGUGUUGUGAAAAUUGUGGGUGCGGAGGUGUAUCCUUGUGGCGGGACGCAUGUGGGGAGUACGAAGCUGUGUGGGAAGACGACGGUGAGGAAGAUUGGGAGGAGUAAGGGGACGUCAAGAGUUAGUUAUGUUGUUGAGAGGUGA
Fulvia fulva is the source of this 249-nucleotide messenger RNA. RefSeq lists its product as uncharacterized. Gene Ontology annotation, biological process: tRNA aminoacylation. Gene Ontology annotation, molecular function: aminoacyl-tRNA ligase activity; ATP binding. The record is from RefSeq and is a predicted model, not a curated record. The transcript has a single exon. Bases 1 to 249 code for a protein of 82 amino acids. Lineage: Eukaryota; Fungi; Ascomycota; Dothideomycetes; Mycosphaerellales; Mycosphaerellaceae.